Molecule: messenger RNA, 365 nt
Organism: Staurois parvus
Lineage: Eukaryota; Metazoa; Chordata; Amphibia; Anura; Ranidae
Source: the annotation of a GenBank genome assembly
AUGGGGCCACCGGGCAAUAGGGGAUCAUGGGGCCCCUGUAUCCUUGCCCAAAUCAAAAAAGCCUAUGAAAAAGGUACCAGGGGCAUCUCAUGGGGCCCCCUACUGACCCCGUGCCCUCGGGCAGUACCCAAGUUUCCAAAUGGUCAGUCUGCCCCUGGCCAAUAGAGAAUAGAGGGAAAUCUUCCCAUGGGGACACUCACAACUCAUGGGGCCCCCGGGCAAUAGGGGAUCAUGGGGCCCCUGUGUGUCCUUGCCCAAACUCAAAAAAGCCUAUGAAAAAGGUACCAGGGACAUCUCAUGGAGCCCCCUACUGACCCUGGGCCCUCAGGCAGUGCCCGAGUUUCCAAAUGGUCAGUCCGCCUCUG